ACGUUUCCAAGAUGGCCCGCGAGUUUCGCACGUAGCGGUAUGAUAACAACAAUGCACCGCUCAUGUAUGUCCGCAUCCAGGUUGGGCAAGCGUCCUGCAGGGCUUUGCUGGAUAGCGGCGCGACUCGCAACUUCAUGAGCCAGUCUUUUAUGCAAAGAGCUGGCCUUGGCGCACAAGUUCGGAGAAAGGCAAACCCGACGCCGAUCAAGUUGGCGGAUGGAAAGACGCAGCAACUACUCGACCGUUACAUCGAGGCCGUACCGGUCUACUUCGCACCUCAUGCAUGCGAACCGGUGACGUUCGAUAUUCUCGACACGGACUUCGACAUCAUUCUCGGAAUGCCUUGGCUUGCAAGUGCGGAUCACACGGUCAACUUCCAUCGGCGGACUCUUAGCGUUCGCGACGCCUUCGGUGCGGAAGUGGUGUGUACGAUUCCUCUACCGCACUCUUCGAUCCGGUGCCAAGUGGUGACGGCCAAAUCAUUCCGGGCAACUUGUGCUUACGAGCAACCCGAGGAAAUCGGCAUAUGUUUCCUACGGACCGUCGCGGUAGCCGACUCUUCACCCACGGGCUUGUCUUCGGACCCCCGUGUGGUACGGUUGCUGGACGAGUUCGCCGACAUCUUCGAGUCACCUACCGGUGUGGUGCCGGGUCGGCCGAUCUCUCACGAGAUCAUUCUUGAGGCCGGUGUCGUGCCGCCGAAAGGUUGCAUCUAUCGGAUGAGCGAGGAGGAGCUUGAGAAACCUGCAACCGCCCCGAUCCCAGUCCUGACAGUUGGAGAGGAAGGCAAGGUGCGGAAAGGCUCUGUUGAGGAGGUGGCAUCACCUGCUGGAAUGGCCGAGCAUGAUGCACAAAACUUGGAUUUGAGGGUCGUUGAUGUUGGUGUAAGGGAAAAGAGCGGUCAGCAGGGCACAUUCAAUGAAUCCGCACAGCGAAGAAGUGCUAAGGGAGGGGAUGUGGUUGAGAAGGUGAAGGGCGAGGAAUGUGCCACUAAGGCUCUUUCGGUCAUAGUGGAGAAGGAGAGGAUCCUCAAUGAUGGAGUUUUUAAACGGCAACCUGCUCCGGCAGAGGCUGACCAGAUGGAAGCUGUGACAAACCACAAGGGAGUAUGCAUGCAGGAGACACAUACGCUGAUGGAGAGCACAAGUACUGAAUCAGAUUCAGUCAGAUUGAUGGUGAAAGACAGUGCAGAGCAGAUGUAUCGUGCUGGUGAUCUGCAACAGCCAAUUGAACGAGGCCACUCUGAAACUGGCUCCUAUUCUGAGGUGCCCGGUGAGGAAGUGGGCAGUGAGGAGGACAGUGGCCAUAGCUGGCCAGUGAGGAAGACCCCAGCGGACAUAGCUAGAGUGAGGAGGACGACCGCGGUCAUAGUCGCCCAGGUGCUAGUACAGACGGAGUAUAGACAAUGUGUGUGUCUAUAUAGCGUGGACAUUCAGGGUGAUCCUCGUACGUGCGUGCAUGAGGGAGAGUGAGGCUGGUGGUUGAGACAGUGUUCAGCGGCCAUAGCCGCAGGUUGUACAGUUGUAUUGAACAUAGUUUAAGUGCAAGUUCGUUGUUGAUUCUGAGUUGACGAGUUUGGUUUUGCCAUCAGUUCUUGUGUGUGCAUGCGGAAAGCAAGUCUGAAAUCGGGUCUGACUGCACCUGGAUCGCAUACAGUUGCAGACUUCCACUUGGUCCGAAUACUGUCUUGGUGCCUGCAUACAAACAAGUGUGUGUGUCUGACCGGCGGCCUGGGCUGGGUCCAUGCAAACUUUGACUCUUGGUGUUGCAUACCAUAAAGGUGCAUACCAGAACAAGAACCGACCUCUCUCACAUAAUACAAGUUAGCGCAGCGGAGGGCUAAUCAAUGUCAGCCCAAUCA
Messenger RNA from Chara braunii, 1861 nucleotides. Lineage: Eukaryota; Viridiplantae; Streptophyta; Charophyceae; Charales; Characeae. The record is from the annotation of a GenBank genome assembly.